ACAACUUCCUGUUUAGAAACACACGUGUGGUGUCAGUGAAGCCAGGGGAAGAGUAGUUGUGCAGGGAAUGCUACAGAGAAUAUCAUUAUUUUAUGAUACGUAAAGGAUAGAACAGAACAAUGUCGAAGAAACGCCAGAUUAAAGAUAAAGGUGUCCCUCAAACGCCGGCCAAGGUGGCCAAAAAGGAUCCCCUGGAAUUUAAUGGUACAGUUUUUAAAACCAUGCUGAAGGAUCCUACAACAGUAAAGAAAGGCUUGGACACUUUCAUAAAAGCUGCCCAGAAGUUACCGUGUGCAGACAUCUUUGAUGUUGUUGAAGGCUACAUCCGAAUUUCCGCCGAGUGCACCGAAAUCCUGAAAUUGUUAGAGGAAGAAAAUAAAGUUGAACACAAAAUGGUGCUGGUGCUGCAGAGCCUGGAGGUCAUCCUCCUGCGGAUAGCGAGUGAUCUCUCCCACUUCAGCAUAGUGGGCUCCACUAUUGUCAGAAAGAUUGCGUCUACUCAUAUGAAACUACUGCAGACAUUCUUGCAUUCAGAGAACUCACGGUUUGUCCGCCAGUGUCUCACCUUCAUGGCUGCUAUGGUGUCACAGGGUCCCGAGUCAGCAAGAGAGGUCUUCAGCCAGUUACAUUUUGGUAAAGCUUUGUCUGGACUGGCACAAAGAAGAGACAAGACGGGACGACCUGACGUUCGCAUGGUGUACAUACAGUUUUCAAUUUCCUUUCUGCUCUCAGGAGAUAAUUCUACCAUUGGACAGCUGCUUGAAACAAAAGACUUUCUUGCGAACAUUCUAAGCUCUGGCAUCAAAGAAGAUCGGAUUUCUCUCGUGAAUUUGAUUUUAGCCACUCUGCAGUCAAAGGUGGUGCAAAACAAGGCCAUCAGUAAAACCCAGAAAGUGCGCUUCUUCACUCCCGCCGUCCUAUCUAACAUUGCCUCUCUUUACCGAUGGAAUGGAAUAGUGGACUCAGAAAUUGAUGGCCAUGAGUCCAGAACUCCUGAGGAGGCAGGGAAGAUUGUUGUCCGGGAGCAAGUUCACAGCUUCCUGCUGGACCUGUGCUGCUCACGCAAACACGGACUCAGUUUCCAUGACCAAAGCCUUGGAACAGUUGGACGGGCAGGGAAUAUAGUGCUGCUGCAGUUCCUGGUGGGGCUGAAGGACUCCACCAAGGACGAUCUGAUCUCGGAGCUGGUGGUGAGCAUCCUGAAGAGCAGCCCUGAUGUGUUGGCCCGCUACCUGAAAGAGAGUGUGCACUCCUACAUACCCCGCCCUAAGAGUGCGUGGCAAGACAACAUCAGCCUUCUCAAGAAGAUCUAUGAGGCACAGCCAGAGGUGUCGAAAGCCUUCCAAACACGAGAGUUCAUUCCACUUCCUCGUCUGCUCACCAUGGUGAUGGUGACAUCGCUCCCCACCGUCUGCAAUAAAGCCUUCUUCACUCAGGGCCUGAAUUGUAAAAACACAGUGGUUCAGCACACUGCCCUCUCUAUGGCAUCCUUCAUCCUGAAGAGGGCUCUCAAAAAUGUCGAGCACUGUCUGGAUAAGAGCGUGUGGCAGUGCUCAGACAUAUACACCCCUGCCAUCAUGGAGGACUUUGUGCAGCUCUACAGGGAAGCUCUGAGCAAGGUACUACCAGAUAUGACGAGCGUUGUGUACCAGUGGCAGUUAUUGACAAAAAAGGAAAAGGGUGCGGGAGACGGUGGAAAAGUGAAAGAAGAAGAGAAGAAAAAAGAAGAAUCAGAGGAAAUGUUGACAGAAAGCCAUGGUGGAGAUGAGACACAGGUCAUCCUGCUGAAGGCGGUUAUCCUCCAGGUCAUGUGUCUGUACCAGAGGGUGGUGCCCCACCUGGUCAGCCAGAGCCGCUUUGACUUCAGUAAACUCCUGAAAGGUAUUGUCACAGAAAAGGGCAUGAAGGAAGAGGUUCCUCCUAUCCUGCAGUACCAGAUCCUGCAGCUGGCUUUAGAACUUCCUGCCAGCAAGUUCUCCUGGUUCCGUGUUCAGGACACAUCAGAUUCAGAGUCUGCUGGUGGGGAGAAGUCUGUCUUUUAUUUGCUUCUGAAGAUGUUUGCAAGUAGCAACACCAGCCACCUCAAGACCUCCACCAGAAUGCUCGUCCUCAAAGUUCUGAAGGACAGUGGUGUGUUUGAGCACACUUGGAGAGAGCUGGAUUUGUGGCUGGAUCACCUGGCCUGUCUGGAGCCCUCAGACCAAGAACCAAUCAUCCAGUUCCUGGAUAGGGUGUUGGUGAAACUGCUGUGUAACCCACACAAAUACACUGAUAAAGCAGCCGGCCUGGUGCAGGAGGCUGCCUACCUGCAGGCCAGCCUGAGUGGCCAGGAUGGAGAUGCCGUCAGCAUCCCCAUCUCUCAUAUAGACGAUGUCCUGGACAUGGUUGAUGUCAUCAUGGAGGGCAGUGAGGGUGAGAUCGAGCAGCUGGGGCCAGCGCUUACUGAUGAUCUCAUCAUGCAGAGCUUCCCUUUCAGCGCUAUAGUGCCGGCUGUUCUCGAGGCUCGGAAUGACCUCCCUGCAACAUCCAAAGAGGAAAAAGGUGUGCUGUAUGAGUACCUGUCAGCGGUGCUCUGUGACGUCCUCCACUGGCAGAGAGACCCCCUGCCCCUCUGUCUGACCCUGCAGCAGUAUGACAAAGAGCUGCAUUCAUCCGCUGAGGCCAAAGGACCCCCUCAUCCCUCUGUUGUGGAGCUCCAUCAUUAUUACUCUAAAUGGCUGCCACAAUCAUCUCAGGAAACACUGUUCAUGUCCUCCGAAACGGACAGUGGUGCUCCAUCCCCUGCUGGCUUCUCUGCUGUGAUGAGGGCUGCCUACAGUCAGGGACCCACUGCGCUGCUCCAGGACACCCUCAGGCAGAGUGCAGAGGAGUCUCUGUCCUCCCUGGAGCUCUUGCGCUUCCCUAACACCGUCUGUCAGCUCCUGCUCUACAUCAGGUCCACCGUGGAGUCCCUCAGCUCGCUUCCGAAAGGCACAGGCGUGUCUGUGGUGGAGAGACUGAUGGAGGUGCUGAAGGCUGUGGUGCUGAAACUGCAGAGCUUCGAGACGGUGGAGCCGAAAGCCAUGGAGGGUCAGGAGGGGGAAGACCUCUUCCUGGAGGUCGGCGCGGGAGGAAAGGACAAUAAAGAUGAGGUGUGCCUGACUGUGCUGAAGUCCAUCUUUAAGCACCCGUGUCUGGAGCAGUGGUUCUUUGCCCUGGAGCUGGGCACCCUGCCUGCCCACUCCCUCAACCCUGUGCAGCUGAAGCGCCUGUGCGCCCAGUUCAGCGGUGGCAUUCUCUCUCUGCUCCAGGCCACAAUUGGCACCCUGAGCCAGCUGGGCGCACUGGACCUCAUCGGAGGGUACCUUUCAGCUGUUCAGCGGGCACUGCUAAAGGAGCUGGAGGAGGUGGCGGAGAAGCCUGAUGCCAAGUGCCAUGCCGAGGAGUCCUUGGCACUGAAAGCCCUGUUGGCAUUACACAAACACAUGGAGGUGGCAGGGCUGAAAGAGGUCGUCUCCGCUCUGCUGCUUUUGCCCAAGGAGAGCCUGGUUGUGGCAACCGUUGCCACGGGCAAUGGCGAUUGUGACGUCAUAAAGGAAGAGUCUCGGUCACAGCUGAGCGUGUACGGAGCCGUGGCGCUGCAGGUGCUGACGGAAAGCCUCUCGCAGGACGGCGCCCUCUACCUGUCACGGGCACACCUCUGCGGUCUGGCCACGCUGCUCACGUCCUGCCGUAGCGCCGCCCUGGAGGACUUCUUCCUCCAGGCCCUGACCUCCGACCCUGGCAGUGGCAAGCUGGUGCAGACGGACGUGCUGCUGUACUGUGCCCAGACAGGUGGAGGCGCUGACAGCAGCUCCACGCAGGCUGUGGGCUCGCUGCUGCUCCAGAACUGCUCCACCCACAGGCUGCGCUUUGAGCUGUGGUGCUUGGAGACUGAAGGCCUAUGGGAGGAGGCUCCUCAUAGCCAGGCGGUUCUCACCUUGCUGUCUUCGUAUCUGAAGGUGGCUGCCAGAGAAGACCCUGCCAGACCCUUUGAAGUGCGCACAGCAGUGCUCACAGCUCUGAAGAAGACUCUGCUGGGCCCCCUGUGGAGCGCCAUGCUGGGGGCUGAGGAGGGUGAGACGCUGGGCCUGCUCGUGGAGGUCCUCUCCAAUCUCAUCAAACUGGCAGCCGAAGCCAGUGAUGUCCUCUCACUGAUGCCAGACCUCAUCGCCAUCCUCCAGAAACCACAGAGCUAUGCGAGGUGGCAGCUAGCAGAUGCUAUUAGCACUAAGCUGGAGGAUAGUUCUGAGCUGCUGGAGUCCUGGAGGAAGUCCCAGCUCAGUGCUGCCCUCCGGUGGCUGGUUGCUUCAUACAGCAGCUGCAAAGAGAAGGAGAGUGCACAUUUAGAUCAGGAGGAGACCGUUCUACAGAGACUGGAGGGGCUUGCGAAGAUGUCUCCAGAACAUGUGGCAGCAUCUGACUGGAACAGCUUUGUGAAGUCGGGGCUAAAAUAUCGUUACACACACCAUGCCCUGCUGAGUACAUUAACCAGCAUAGUGGACCUGCUGUACGGUGACCCUGACCCCCCUAAAGCCCUGCUGCCUCUGGCCACCAUCCACAUGAUGUCCAGCAGCCACUCCCUCUUCCUGCCCGCCAUGCUGGGCACGGAGGAUGAUCCGUGCAGUAGCGCUCAGACUAAAGAGGCUCUCAUCUCUCUCUCGCUCGCGCUGGUGAAGAGGUGCCCGUCGCUGUGUGAGAUGCGGCAUUUUGUGGUGCUGCUGGGGGCCUAUGGAGCCACGCUGAGCACGGCAGAUCAGAAGCUGCUGCUCCUUCUUCAAGAAUAUGAGAAGAAUGACUUCAGUCUCGUAGAGUUCCAGUCUCUGCUGUGGGGCUCUGCAGCCGUGGAGCACCAUAAGACCCGUAAGAGCAUGGGGCCGUCCCUGUGGCAGCAGCCCAGCUCAGAGGAACUGCUGGCGCUGCUCAACCCCGCCAGGAUGCUUCGAACCGUCAGUCACUUCCCCCAGCAGCGCCGCAUCCUCCCACAGGAUGGGAAGGAGCUGAUCUAUAAAGGAGAAGGAGAACUGGACCUGGCUGACCUGUAUGACCCCUGCUUCCUGUUGCCUCUCUUUAGUGCCAUGUUGCGGCCAGAGUCUGUAAUUGACUGCCUGAAGUUUGUGUCCAGCGAUGCCUUCGGGGUGGCUGUCGCCGCCCUGAGCAGCUAUGACCCCAAGCUGAGGGCGGCUGCCUACCAGGUGCUGGGCUCCUUCUAUCAGCAUCUGGAGGGAGCUCGCUUCAAAGAGAAGAGACAGCUUCUGUAUUUGCUGGACACAGUGAAGAAUGGGAUCAAGCAGCAGAACCUCCGAGUGCCUUUCGUGAUGACCACAUAUGUGGCCAAAGUGGCCCAGCAGAUGCUCAGACCUGAGGAACACAUGUAUAUGGUUGUCAACAAGUUCCUCCUGGGACACCAGUAUCUGGACUUUAAGCGUGUCCCUGAAUUCUUCAAACUCUUCUACAGCUUUGAUUUAGAGCACAAAGUGGAACGGGAGUGGAUGUUGAGCGUGCUGGAGGAGGGCGUGACGGACAGACACUGCUACGAGCUGUGUGACCAGCAGGGCCUCUACUUCACCUUAUUGGGCUUCUGCAGCAGUCCGCUGUGUGAGGAGUCCACUCAGAUUCUGAUUAUAAAUGUCCUGAGGAAAACUGCCCAUGUAACCAAAGGAGCCUAUAAUCUCACCAAGGCUCAUGGCCUUUUGAUGUGGCUGCUGCAGUUGCUGGAGAGGAGGUUUGUGGAUCCCAGGCUACUGAGUGCUAUUGUGGACCUGGCACACACGCUAUGGUUCACUAAUUUGGGCCAAAAAGAAAGCAGGGCAGAGCAGAUAAGUUCUGCAGCAGAAGAUAAAGACAAACCUCAACCUGCUGUCAAGUGCCUUCCCCUACCACUGAUAAACGAGUUCCUCUGUCUGCUCUUGGGUGUCAUCAAACACCUCAAGACUGCAGGUGUGAAGGCCCCUCAGCUGAAACCUUUCCUACAGACUCUAUCCUCUGUUCUGAUGCAUCGUGGGAUAGCUCUGGGAGUUCAUUCCGACGCGGGCUGGCUUACUCUGAAACCCCCACUUCUCUCCAGCUCGGAUGUCCUCUCCCUGCUCCAUCGCUGGGGAACGUUAGCACAUGACACCGCUCUGCUCGCUUCCCUGCAAGGCCUGGCCACCACCUGCCAACUCAAAGACCUUCUUGGUGCUGGGAGAGAAAGAGGCCGAGCCAAAGGCUCCACGUAUCAGCAGGCUUUGCGCUCUCGUGGGGAAGAGCAGGCGGAGGCAGACGGAGAGUCUGAGAAGCGCGAUCAGAGCCUCCUGGACGAGUGCAAACCCCACUUGAGGCACAUCUUCACACACUGGGAGCCUGAGACUCAGGCUGUACCCUCUACUUCCCCAAAAACCAACCCUGAAGUGCCAGAAACUGACAGCAUUGACCCUGUCUGCAAGUCUCGCGCAACGGCCAGUCUGCUCAUCAAAUGGACGCUGCAGACUUUAGCUUUAGCACCAUAUGAUGGUAGUAGUGUGCUGAGCUUCUUGAAAUGGGUGCGUAUAGUGGUGUUGCCCCACAAAGGCAUAAUCGAUGCUCUGAUGGCUGACGUAGCCAUAAAAAUGGCCUUCCUCAGGCUGUACCACCAGGUCUGUGAGUGUGGAGAUCCAGCGCAGGGCUCCAGCCGAGCAGACACUCUCAGCCUCUUCACCAGCAUCAUGCUUCCGCUGCUGGAGUCACAAGGUGUUCCCCUGGGACCUCUGCAUCAGACAGUUGUCACUGCCUGUCUACCGACGUCCACAGAUGACCAUACAGGAAGGGAGGCUGGACUGCUGCUGCUAUCUCUGUACGUCCAUGAGCUGUGGAGCGGGGUAGAGUCUGCUGAGCUCUUUCUGACACAUGUCAGACUGGUGAUGUCGGACCACGGAAAAGUAAAGGAGUCCAAAUCGGCAGUAGUGGACAUCUGCAGAGAAAUCCUCACAACCCUGGACUCAAGCAUGUCAACAUGAUGCAUUUGUUUUGAAUGUACAUAAAAAACAUGUUCAACUUCUGUAUUUUUAUUUUGUAUUCUGAACAAGCAUGUACUGUAUUUCUUUACAUAAAGGUAUGAUGAUUACUGUUUGCCUUCUGUGUGUGAUCUGACGUAUUACCUCACCGAGAAGAAUUAUAUUAACACCUUUUCUACACAUUG
Clupea harengus (Atlantic herring) is the source of this 7174-nucleotide messenger RNA. RefSeq names its product URB1 ribosome biogenesis homolog (gene urb1). Gene Ontology annotation, biological process: maturation of LSU-rRNA from tricistronic rRNA transcript (SSU-rRNA, 5.8S rRNA, LSU-rRNA); maturation of 5.8S rRNA from tricistronic rRNA transcript (SSU-rRNA, 5.8S rRNA, LSU-rRNA). Gene Ontology annotation, cellular component: nucleolus. The record is from RefSeq and is a predicted model, not a curated record. NCBI's taxonomy places the organism in Eukaryota, Metazoa, Chordata, Actinopteri, Clupeiformes, Clupeidae.